AUGUUUAAAAUUCCAAGACAAAUAAGAUUUGCGACAAAUUCGCUUAAUCUAACAAAUACUUUGAAACAUAGGUUUUAUAAACGAACUAUUAUUUUUAAUAAUAAUAGUAAUAACGUUUCUUUAAAAAGACAUUUUGAAAAAGAAAAAUAUAAUAAACGAUUAUCGCCAAUAAAGUCUGUUAACAAACGUAUCACCACCUCCUCUCAUAAUGUAACGGCUUCAAAUCCUAAGAGAAAAACGGAAAAUAUAAUAGAAAGGAGAAAAAUCAAAAAAUUUGAUGAAUUAUCGUUUAAACAAAAGGUUGUUGGAGCAACAAAAGUAACUACAUACCUUGGAGUUAUUAUGGUAGGAGUUGGUGUUUUUGUUGUGAUUAUAUAUUAUAUUUAUACCGAAAUUUUUGGACCCGAAAGUUCAACAAGAGUAUUUGGUGAUGCAUUGGACAAAGUUAGAGCUGAUAUUGAGGCAUUGUCAAAAAUUAAUUGGCUUACCUAUGACUGGACAUGGUGGACAUGGGUCAAACCCAAGAAGGCGGCGUCAUUCUCCACGGCUAACGGAACUAAACAUAGAAUAUUAAAUUUUAUUGUUGAAGGACCAUAUUCAUACGGGAAAGGAUCAAUUGAUAUGCUGAAGAAUAAUAAAAAUAAAUGGACAACAAAAUAUAUAGUUGUAUUUCUUCCAGUAAAUUGUGGUCGAAUUUUGAAAAUGUGGGGAUUUGGAUAUAACUCAAUGGGAUACAAACAAGGUAUAUUAGGAAAAUUUAUUCAAGCACAUAUUGGGGAUACAACUAAAGAUGGGAUAUAA
This is a messenger RNA of Entrophospora candida, 801 nucleotides long. NCBI's taxonomy places the organism in Eukaryota, Fungi, Glomeromycota, Glomeromycetes, Entrophosporales, Entrophosporaceae. The record is from the annotation of a GenBank genome assembly.